This is a messenger RNA of Doryrhamphus excisus (bluestripe pipefish), 3723 nucleotides long. RefSeq names its product dynein axonemal intermediate chain 4 (gene dnai4). Gene Ontology annotation, cellular component: axonemal dynein complex. The record is from RefSeq and is a predicted model, not a curated record. Gene Ontology annotation, biological process: cilium movement. Lineage: Eukaryota; Metazoa; Chordata; Actinopteri; Syngnathiformes; Syngnathidae. Gene Ontology annotation, molecular function: dynein heavy chain binding; dynein light chain binding.
GUGGCAACAAGAGUAACAAACGUGUUCUAUCCAUAUAAAAUACACAGGGCAGUCAAUUUCCAGGACCAACCGGUUAAAAGCUGUAUUAUAUUUUUAUUUAAAAUAGAGAAAGAGAGGAAAGAUGAGGAAAAACAGCUCUACACUAACCGCCUCCUCCCGAGCGAUGAAGAAGUCAACUUCAGGCAUGCACCGAGUCUUCCAGAGUUCCAGAUACACAGGGAGCUUCACGGGGUUCCAAAGCCGAAAAGCUUCCCUGAUGAUGACGGACAGUAGAAAUAUGGGCAGGAGCGCCAUUCAAAAGAAAGCCAUCCGGGUGCUGGAUGAGGAUGGUCACGAUGUCACACCUCGGCCUCUCCACCAGCCUGAGCCCAAGGACCCACAUGCCAAACCAACCAGAUUCAUUUUCGAUGACGUCUUCUCCAAAUGGGAUGCGUCAAAAUCGUCCUCAUUCUCCAAUGUGCCCUCCUCUGGGUCAUUUAUGUGGAGCAGCAGACCCCCUAGCGUGUCCACCAGGACCACACUGACCACCCACAGUGAAGAGGGCGCUUUUAAGUUGAACAACAUCCCGCUUCCUGAGGCAAAGAGGCAAGCGGUCACUGUCAGUCAACAUGUGCCAGAGGAGAUAGCUUCGGAUGAGAUGGUAAACAUCUACCUGGCUGAGACAGGCACCAUUACACUUCUGGAUCUGCCCAGCACCUGUGUGUCAGAGGAGGCUGACAACGCACAGGCUAUUAAGGAGAGUAACAUUCUAUAUGCCGAGCUGUGCAAAAACAAAAUGGGCAACGACAAAUACGUCGAUCGAGCUGUGCAGACAUUUGUAGGAGCGUCUAAACACAAAAAAAUCCAAAGUGAAAAGAUUAUUAUGCAUGAUGAAGGUACCAUGGCCACCAUUUGGGAGAUCUUUGACUCAUUCCAAUGCGAUGUUCCUAAAAUGGAAAAGGCCGCUGAUGCUGCUAACAGUACCAUAGGGGUCAGAAAAGGUCAAGAAGGUCGGGCAGGGGAGAGCUACAGCAGCGUCAGCACAGCAUGCACCGCCAGCACCAGAAGCUCCCUAUUUGCCAUAACACAAGGCAACGCUUUGAGCGAGGAUCUGGACCCUCAGGUGAUCCUGCAGUCCGAGACCUUCCAGCGCAAACUGUUCGUCAUGGAGCGGUGCAUUGCGGCCAACAUCUUUCAGUCCAAACUGGCAGCUUACAGACAACUGGACGACAUACAAAAUCCCUACUUCGUGACACAACCUGACUGUAAGGAGAACCCAGAGGAGGACGAGGACGAGGACAGAGAGGAAAAACAGUUGGAGGAGGAACAGGAGGAGGUGGUGAUUGAGAAGGAAGAGGAGGAGAAGGAGGAAAAGGAGGAAGAGCCGAAAGGACCAGCUCUGGAACAUCUAUGGACUUUUUGCUGUGAGCUCACCAAAGGACGGAACAUUACCAGCAUGGCUUGGAACAAGCACAACCCUGACCUGUUGGCAGUGGGCUAUGGUGACUUCAACUACUGGAAAACAGGCCUGAUCUGCUGCUGGUCCAUAAAGAACCUUGUGUGGCCGGAGCGUCUUUACCACACUCACAGUAGCGUCACGGCAUUGGACUUCUCUACUGGCAAUCCUGACAAGCUGGCAGUGGGGAUGCACGACGGAACCGUCGCCAUCCUCAGCGUGCGCAGUAAAGACCAGUACACCUACCUUGCUAGCAGCAGGGACUGCAACAAAAAGCACGUCCACCCCGUGUGGUACAUCACCUGGGCCCGACAGGAGAUGAGAUUGUCUGAAGAGGACACAGUGGAGUCCAUGGUGUCUGUGUCGGAGGACGGUCACAUCAUCAAGUGGCUCCUGAUGAGCAGUGGCCUGGAGGGCAUAGAUAUGCUGGAGCUGAGGAGAAUCCAAGAUGGCUUCAAAAAGGCAGACACGAGCAAAACAAAGAAAGAGGAUAUUCUGGUUUCCACAGCAACGCCUGGUCUUUGUGUGGCUUUUCAGCCCACGGAUCCUAGUAUCUACUUGGCCGGCACGUCUGAGGGCGUCAUUCACAAGUGCUCCGUCUCCAACCAUCAUCACUAUCUGACCCUUUAUCAGAAGCACCUGUGCCAUGUAAACCACAUCGAAUGGUCCCCGUAUAGUCCUGACUUGUUCUUGAGCUGCUCCUCGGACUGGACCAUCCACCUGUGGAAGGAGGGCUAUCCGACCCCCGUGAAGAGCUUCAGCUCCAUCCAGACUCCUGUCUUGUCUGUCAAGUGGUCCCCUCUUUGGCCCUCAGUGUUUGCUUCCAUCAGCGAGGAACAGCUGGAGAUCUGGGACCUGAAUGAAUCUCUGCUGGACCCAAUCAUCGUGCAAGUGGCAGAACAGGGCGUCCGCAUCACCGCCAUCCUUUUCGCCAGGUUGACAGACUGCAUCGUGGUCGGAGACACGAGUGGACAAGUGACGUUCUACAAGAUGAACAACCUCAGUGUCGGGCCGGGCAAGAAGGUGCCAAAUUUGGAAGACUUCAUUCACUUUGGUGACUCCACCUAGUUAUUGUUUUACAUUUUUAAUUUUAGUAUUGGGGGCGGCACGGCGAUCGAGUGGUUAGUGCGCAGACCUCACAGCUAGGAGAGCAGGGUUCAAUUCCACCCUCAACCAUCUCUGUGUGGAGUUUGCAUGUGGGUUUUCUCCGGGUACUCCGGUUUCCUCCCACAUUCCAAAAACAUGCUAGGUUAAUUGGCCACUCCAAACUGUCCAUAGGUAUGAAUGUGAGUGUGAAUGGUUGUUUGUCUAUAUGUGCCCUGUGAUUGGCUGGCGACCAGUCCAGAGUGUACCCCGCCUCUCGCCCGAAGACAGCUGGGAUAGGCUCCAGCACCCCCGUGACCCUUGUGAGGAAAAGCGGUAGAAAAUGAAUGAAUGUGUUUUAGUAUUGGGAAUAAUAAUAAAGUAUUUAAUAUUACCAAGAGUCACACUUUUAGUCUGUUGAGAUCCGGAACAUAAAUUCAUACGCUCACUUUUUGAGGUACUACUUUAACAACAUGUUUAUUAUUGUGCUACUGUAUCAUAAUGCAAACGUUUGUGGUGGUAAACAAGAGAGAAACCAACAUGUGCACAGCACAGGAAUGUGCAGGCUAACGUGAUUAUUCAUGGAUGACAGCGCUUCCUUUCAUUCGGGACCAAGGCAGCUGCUAUGUCUACUCAUCACAAACUUGUUUAUGUGUGCACACUUACCCUGGCAUUCCUCUGCAAAACUAUUUCACAUGCUGACGCAUGGCAAAUAAACCAAACUUUACACUUCAAUUUCAACUUAAAGCUUGUCAAAUUUUAGUUGGACCAACAAUUUUCAGGAUAACUGUCUGAAAUGGACAUGGAGUCCAUCUGUUGGUUGACAACAGUGUUAAUGUUAGCUGAUUGUGCGAGCAGCUACCUUUAUAGCAGGGGUCUCAAACAUGCGGCCCGCGGGCCAAAUGUGGCCUGCAGGACACUAGUUUGAGGCCCCCGCCUUGAUAUGAAAGUUUAAUGUUAGUGCGGCCCGCACAAGUUUGAUAUGGAUGCUGUAUGGUAUCAUGUACCCAGAAAGAAUUAUUACGUUUGAUUAAUGUUCAUGUUAAAGGUUAAAUAACUGUUAAUAGUUAUCCUCCCUAUCCGUGUGGAAGUGGUAAGUUUGUGGCUAUUUAAGUUUAAAGGAAAUAACUUGAAGGCUACCGUUUAGGUCGCUAGCUCUCUAGUUUGCGAGUUAGCAUGUGUCUCAAGACCUUGCAGUUGCGCAA